Molecule: messenger RNA, 1491 nt
Organism: Diversispora eburnea
Lineage: Eukaryota; Fungi; Glomeromycota; Glomeromycetes; Diversisporales; Diversisporaceae
Source: the annotation of a GenBank genome assembly
AUGAGAUUGAAAAAUGAAAUUGAAAAUGAAAUUGAAAAUGAAAUCGAAAAUGAAAUUGAAAAAGAAAUUGAAAACGAAAUUGAAAAUGAAAUUGAAAAUGAAAUUGAACAAUUACCGGUUGAGGAAGAAAUUGAGCUAAAAGGAUUAUUGAGUGGUCAAUCAACUGAUGAAGCUCUGGUUGAAACUCGAAAGUCGAUAUUCUUUAAGAUUCUUAAGAUUUUUAUGAUUCUUAUAUUGAUCGCAAUACUUGCUGAUUCAAUUUUCAUAUUAGUCACUUUUCCAAAGAAUUCAACUACUCGGUUUUAUAAUAAUGGAACCCAUGAUUUUUACCCAACCGUGAUUUUAUUAUCUAUCGAUGGAUUUAGAGAUGAUUAUUUAUACAGAAACAUUACUUCUUAUAUGACAAACUUUUAUCAAGAUGGUCUUCAGUCAGAAUAUUUAAUACCAUCAUUUCCGUCUGUUACUUUUCCUAAUCAUUACACCAUAGUAACUGGACUUUAUCCUGAAUCACACGGAAUUGUUGGAAAUACUUUCUAUGAUCCAGAUCUAAAAGAUUAUUUUUAUUAUACAAAUCUAAGUCAUAGCCUCGAUACAAAAUGGUGGGGUGGCGAACCUAUAUGGGUCACAGCCGAGAAACAAAAUCAAAAAACAGGAGUUUCGCAAUGGGUUGGUUCAUCAGCAGUUAUAAAAGGAAUUACUCCAACCUAUUAUUAUCAUUAUGACUCCAAAUUAGAUAUGAACGAACAGGUAUCACGUGUAAUGAAUUGGUUAGAUCUUCCAUUGAAUGAGAGACCAACAUUCAUUGCUGCAUAUGAUCCAAAGGUCGAUUCCAUAGGUCAUAAAAAAGGACCUGAUUCCAAGGAAUUGAAUGAAGUUUUGGAAGCAACUGAUAACUUGAUUCGUGAUUUAUUGAAUGGAUUGUCUCAAAGGAAUCUUACAGAUAUCGUUAAUUUCAUAAUUGUCAGUGAUCAUGGGAUGGCACCAACAAAUUCAUCUAGUAUUAUUUAUCUCGAUGGAAUAUUCAACAUCUCGAAGGUUUUUCCAUUAGAAGGAUAUCCUAUGGCCGGUGUUCGCCCUUAUAAUGAUUCUGAAGUAACUGAUAUUUAUACAAAAUUAAAGGACGCGAGUUUGAAUCAACCUUGGGAAUGUUAUCUUCGAGCAGAUGAAAUACCUAAACGAUUUCACUUUCGUAAUUCAAAAAGAAUUGCACCUAUAUACUGUAUUCCGGAAACUGGUCGAAUACUUACCUCGCAUCGUGAUUCUAACGGUACAAAGCCUCCUUUAGGUACCCACGGAUAUGAUAAUCUAGAACCGUUGAUGAGAGGAAUUUUUUUAGCUAAUGGACCUGCAUUCAAAGAAGUUGAGAGUAGGAUAAAAACAAACGUAAUUGAAGGUUUCCAUAAUGUUGAAAUAUAUAACAUAAUAACAACAAUUCUGAGAUUAAAACCAGCAGAGAAUAAUGGUACCAGUGGCGGGAUACUUUGGAAUUAA